AUGGGGUUAUGGUCGUGGCUGAAGCGGAAGACGCGGCGGCCCCGCAAGCAGCGGCAGCCCCCAAUGGUCCCCACUGCUGCAGCAGAAACAGCAGCAGCAGCAGCAGCAGCAGCAGCAGAGCCUGAAGAGGAAGCAGCAGCAGCACCAAUUGUGCAGUACCCCCUCUACGACCCGCGGCACGUGGAAGCAGACCUGGAGGAGCCGCCGCUGCUGCGCCAGGGCUCUUCCGCUGCUGCAGCAGCAGCAGCAGCAGCAGCAGCAGCAGCAGCAGCAGGCUUCGCCUCCAGCUUCAGCAAACAGCUGACCGAAAUCCCCGCAGAGAGAAGCAGCAAAGAAGUGCUGUCAGUGCCCCACAGCGAGAGCGACUCGGAAGAAGAGCUGGCAGCAGCAGCAGCAGCAGCAGCAGCAACAGCAGCAGAAGAGGGGCCCCUCAAACCCUUAAGUGGGGACUCCAGCCCCUUGUCAGUGGGCUCUAUGGACUUCUCGGAGUCUCUGACUAGGGGCCCCUCACUGCAGCAGCAGCAGCAGCAGCAGCAGCAGGAGCCAGCAGCAGCAGCGCCGGAAGCAGCGCCGCAGCAGCAGCAGCAGCAGCAGGAGGCCCGCUGGCCCACGCCCCCGCCUCCCGCUGCUUCGCCCCCGCCAGCCUCCCCUGCUGCAGCAGCAGCAGCAGCAGCAGCAGCAGCAGGCUCCUCGCCGAGCCGCAGCAGCAGCAUCUGCAGCAGCAGCAGCAUCUGCAGCAGCAGCAGCUCGACGGAGAGCGCAGCAGCGUGCAGCGUGGCGACGACGCUGGAGACGCCGCGCGCUGCUGCUGCUGCUGCUGCUGCUGCUGCUGCGGGGCGCAGCAGCAGCAAACUGGAGAGCAGCAAGCAGCCGCGGCUGCUGCUGCUGCAGCCCCACGUGAGGCCCCACCCUGCAACAAUCCGGCAGCAGCGAGCAGCAAAACGAACUCUGCUGCGCUGCAGGCAGCUGCAGCAAGCAGUGGACCAUUUUGCUGCUGCUGGGGGCCUCAGGGCCCUCCGUGUGGGGCCCCACGACGCAGACAGCUGCGGGCCCUGCAGGUUCGCAGACUUCACUGACACGCCGCUGCUCUGGUAG
Molecule: messenger RNA, 1095 nt
Organism: Eimeria necatrix
Lineage: Eukaryota; Apicomplexa; Conoidasida; Eucoccidiorida; Eimeriidae
Exons: 1
Coding region: 1-1095 (364 amino acids)
Source: RefSeq, a predicted model, not a curated record